Molecule: messenger RNA, 669 nt
Organism: Arctia plantaginis
Lineage: Eukaryota; Metazoa; Arthropoda; Insecta; Lepidoptera; Erebidae
Source: the annotation of a GenBank genome assembly
AUGUCUGGUGGCAGUAGCAGUAACAGAAAUGAAUGUAGAAUAUAUGUCGGUAACCUACCUCCUGAUAUAAGGACAAAGGACAUUCAAGACUUGUUUUACAAAUUCGGCAAAGUUACCUUCGUUGAUCUUAAAAACAGAAAAGGACCACCAUUUGCGUUUGUAGAAUUUGAAGAUCCCAGAGAUGCCGACGACGCUGUGCGAGCUCGCGACGGUUACGAUUACGACGGCUAUCGCCUGCGCGUAGAGUUCCCCCGCGGGGGCGGCGGCGGGGGCGGGCGCGGCGGGCGGGGCGGCACGGAGCGGUUCGGCGCGCGCACCGCCACGCGCGGCCCCCCCGCGCGUCGCUCCGAGUACCGCGUGCUCGUCACCGGCCUGCCGCCCUCGGGCUCCUGGCAGGACUUGAAGGAUCACAUGAGAGAAGCUGGAGAUGUUUGCUUCGCCGAUACCUUUAAGGACGGCACUGGCGUUGUGGAGUUCUUACGCCACGAGGACAUGAAGUAUGCUGUCAAGAAACUAGACGAUUCUAGGUUCAGGAGUCACGAGGGCGAGGUGUCGUACAUCCGUGUGAAGGAGGACUACGGGGGCGGCGGUGGAGGCGACAGGUACAGCGGCGACCGCGACAGGUCUGGACACAGCUCUGUGUUAUGGGAGGAGGGGAUGUUAAAUUGA